GAUGAUGUUAUAUCAGUAUAGUGGAAUUGUGUUUCACAUGAGUUGUAUUCCACAAGUGCAUGAAUUCCUGCUAUGUCCCAAAGUUAAGAGGGAAACUGUAUAUUAAAAAAGAAAAAGGAAAGGAAAGCUUUUUCAUUGAUGGCUUAAGAAACAGUGAAGUGAAAGAGGUGGCGAAGAAAAAGAAAAGCAAAGCAAAAGAAGAACACAAUCACGCACUCAGCUUCACAAUAAAACUGAAUCAAUCUCUGUUCUCUGGUUAUUCUCAGUCAUCCACAUGGGUCGCUGGCUUCUCUUUCUCAUCAUUCUCAGCCUUGUCGCAUUAACUUUCCUCUCAGAGGUACAAUCGGCAUCCUUCAAGAUUGUCAACAAGUGUCGCCACACGAUAUGGCCGGGAUUACUCUCCGGCGCCACCUCGCCUCCGCUUCCCACCACCGGAUUCGCCCUCCUGAGCGGAGAAUCGAAGACGUUAAAAAUCCCGAAAUCUUGGUCUGGUCGGAUAUGGGCACGGACCCUCUGCGGUCAAGACUCGGACGGAAAGUUCUCUUGCGGCACCGCCGACUGCGGCUCCGGCAAAGUAGAGUGCGUCGGCGGUGCCAAGCCGCCGGCGACAUUGGCAGAGCUCACCCUGAACGGCGCAGACGGGCUGGACUUCUACGACGUGAGUUUGGUCGACGGUUACAACCUUCCGAUGCUGAUCGUGGCGAAGGACGGCACCAGGGGCGGGUGCAGCCCCACGGGGUGUCUCGUCGACCUCAACGGCGGGUGUCCGGCGGAGCUAAGGGUGUCACGCGUGAACGGCAGCCACAAGAGCGUGGCGUGCCGGAGCGCGUGCGAGGCCUUCGGUGAUCCUAGUUUUUGCUGCAGCGGCGCGUACGCGACGCCUGACACGUGUGGUCCCUCUCCUUAUUCGCUGUUCUUCAAGCACGCAUGCCCACGCGCGUAUAGCUACGCGUAUGAUGACAAGACGAGCACCUACACAUGUGCCUCCGCGAACUAUUUGAUCAUUUUCUGCCCCUUGCCCUACACCAGCCAGAAAGUUUUGGGAGCACGAAAAGAUGGAGCACAACUUCCUCUGGUAAACAAAACUAUGAUGUACUUAUCAAGGCUUCAGUCAAGUGGUUCUUCGCCAUUAGUUGUGGUUCAAACGCAGAGCAUAGCUUAUGUUGCCUCUGUUUUAGUGGCUCUGUUCCUGUUCUGCCCUCUCUAACACCAUUUAUGGACAUUUCAGAUAGAUAUCAUAUAGGAAAACACUGUAAAUCCUUGUUCUUUUUGUUUAUAUUGUCUCUUUUUUCUCACUUUUAAUACAUCAACACUGCAGUAGUUGAUCUCGGCGAUCCUUCACUUCUUAUUUUAUGAACAUGGAGGCAUUACCAAUUUGCAAAGUACUCUGCGAUAGAUAGAUUGUAACGAGUGCAACAGUGUGUACAUGAGAAUAGGCAUAUCAAGCAAUCGCUAUGAAGCUUCGUGCACAAUUUUGGUUU
This is a messenger RNA of Vigna umbellata (rice bean), 1481 nucleotides long. Its product is annotated as Pathogenesis-related thaumatin superfamily protein. NCBI's taxonomy places the organism in Eukaryota, Viridiplantae, Streptophyta, Magnoliopsida, Fabales, Fabaceae. The record is from RefSeq and is a predicted model, not a curated record.